Molecule: messenger RNA, 1262 nt
Organism: Vespa mandarinia (Asian giant hornet)
Lineage: Eukaryota; Metazoa; Arthropoda; Insecta; Hymenoptera; Vespidae
Molecular function (GO): NAD binding
Source: RefSeq, a predicted model, not a curated record
AUGUAUAUUUUCUGAUAAAUUGUAAAAAAAAAUGAAAAAGUUUGUAAUUCCAUUACAAUUGCUAUUGUAUACUUUUAUGUCAACGGAAAUAUAGUUCAUGAAAGUUUUCGAUCAUUCAUUAAAUAUCGCGUUUGACUUGCGUAGUUUUUUCAGGAAGGUGGAACACGCAUUCGUGCAUAUGACAUGGCGCAGGUUAUCGCAGUUUUAUCCACAAUUCCAAAGUUAUCACAUCAUCUUCGUGCACACCUUCCAAAUUUAAUUAUCUACGAUGUUUUGUCAGAAAAAGACAAUGCGUUAUCGAAACUCAACAAGGCAGAAAUAAUGGUGGCUGAUUGUGAUUUAUUAAUACCAUAUUUGGGAAAAUUACCAAAACUGCAGUGGGUACAAUCAACGUGGGCAGGAUUGGAUAAUUUAAAUCCAUUUAUUCAAGAUAAACAAUUUAAUUUUAUUCUUUCACGUUUUUCUGAUAAAAGUUUUGGUUUGGCAAUGUCGGAAUAUGUAAUAACACAAAUUGUUAACUUUGAGCGAGAUCAGAAACAGCAGUAUGAAAAUCAAAAAAAUUCAGACUGGAAAACAGAUGGUAAAAUAAAAAAUCAUAGAUUAAUUCGUGACUUAAAUAUAGGCAUUUUAGGAUUGGGAAAUAUUGGAAAAUUCAUUGCACAACACUUAAAAAUGUUUGGUGCUACAAUUUGGGGAAUGACACGCACUCCUUUAAAAGAACACUUGGACUACAUAGAUGAACAUAGAACGACAGAUCUAUUAUCAGAUAUAUUAACAAACUGUGAUUAUAUUAUUAAUGUAUUACCUUCUACUAAAAAUACUAUUGGACUUUUAAAUGGCACAAUUCUAAAACAUUGUAAAGAUCAUAAUGUUGUAUUUAUUAAUAUUGGACGUGGAACAAUUAUUAAAGAAUCAGAUCUUUUAAAUGCUUUGGAGCACAAAUGGAUAAGUGCUGCAAUUUUAGAUGUUUUUCAAGAAGAACCAUUACCAAAAAACAGUAAAUUAUGGAAUUUAUCAAAUGUAAUUAUUUCACCACAUAUCUCUGGGGUGACGCGUCCACAAGAUGUUGCUAAUCAAUUUGCAGAAAACUAUAUAAAAUAUAAAAAUGGUGAAUCUAUACCAAACAGUUUUAAUUAUCAAACAGGUUAUUAAUUAUUUUCCAUUAAUUGUCGUGCGCAUUUGUAAUAAGAAAGACUCAUAUUAUGGAUUUGUAAUCUACAAAUAUAUUAUAUAUACUCAAGAAAAUAAAUCAAAUAUUAUAC